AUGAAAAGUUUAAAUUAUCGAUUUCCUCAUUCAAGAUAAGAUUCUGGUUAAAUGAACUUAACAAGAUCUUAAUUGGGAUAAGCCUAGUAAGUGACGAAUGUAUUAAAUAAGUAAGAAAGUGAUGUGAAUGUUAAGCCGACAGAAUGAAUAAAAUAUUGAUAGAUCACCAGCUCCAAUGGUUCAUGGUUUGCAUAAGUUGGCAGUACCUUCAAGUUAACAAUCAUCAGCCAAUCAUUCAAAAAAAUCAUCGAUCUCUAAGUAGCAAUAGCCUAAAUAGAUAUCAUUUCUUAACUACUUGAUCUUGAAAGAUAAAUCUCAAAUAGUUUAAGAUGAGGAGAAAGAAAGUUGAAUAUAAAAUAUGAAAUUAGAUAUAACUGAACCAAUAGUUUAAAAGAAUAUGUUCAAUUUUCAAUUUGUAAUUGGAAUAGGAGGAUUUGGAAAGGUAUGGAAAGUGGAAUACAAAAAAAAUGGAUAAAUUUAUGCAAUGAAAGAGAUGUCAAAAGCACUGUAUUGAUUAUAUCAUAAUGAUUAAGUAUAAUAGCCAAAAAAAGUGUAAAUUCUGUUAUGAAUGAGAGAAAUAUCUUGAGCAAUCUUAAACAUCCGUAAAUAGUGCAUUAAAUAUAGAUUUUUAGUUAAUAUUUACUAUGCAUUUUAAGACAGAGAGAAUUUAUUCCUUGUUUUAGAUUACAUGUAAGGAGGAGAUUUGAGAUAUCAUGUAGGAAAAAUGAGAAGAUUCACUGAAGAUCAGACAAGUAUUUAAUUAUUAUAUGUAGGAUUCUUCAUGGCUUGUAUCUUCUUAGGAUUGGAAUAUAUGCAUUCCAAAAACAGUUUACAUAGAGAUAUUAAACCAGAGAAUUUAGUACUUGAUAAAUAUGGUAGAAUUCAUAAAAUAUAAUUUUAGGUUACGUCAGAAUAACAGAUUUAGGAAUUGCUCGAAAUCUUAGACCUGAUAAUUCAUAAGAUACUUCAGGCACUCCUGGUUAUAUGGGUAUAUAUAUAAUCUUAAAUUUUUAGCUCCAGAAGUUAUGUGUAGAUAAAAUCACUCUUUUGCAGUAGAUUAUUUUGCUUUAGGAGUUAUUGGAUAUGAAUUUAUGUUGGGGAAGGUAAUCAUUAAUUGAAAUUUAAUUAGCGACCAUAUACAGGUAGAUCAAGAAAAGAAAUAAGAGAUUAAAUUCUGGCUAAACAAGUUCAAAUCAAAAGAUCAGAGAUUCCAGAUAAUUGGUCUUUAGAAUCAGCAGAUUUUAUUAAUAGAGUAUUAUUUAUUAUAAUUAAAAUAGUUGAUAUAAAGAAAACCAGCAAAUAGAUUAGGUUUUAAUGGACCUCAUGAAUUAAGAUAACAUUCAUGGUUUAAGAAUUUUCCAUGGUCAAAAUUAAUGAAUAAAGAAUUAAAAUCACCUUACAUUCCUAAUGUAAUUAUAUAUAAAUAUUAAUUUAAUAUUAGUAAAAUGAAGAUAAUUUUGAUGCUCGUUAGAUAUCUAUGGAAGAUGAUGAAAAUAAUGAAUUAAUAUAAUAGCAUUCAAUCAUGUUAAGAAGAAAUUCGAUUUAAUGUAAGUUAUAUAUUAUUAAUAUAUAUUAGCCUAAUUUUCUGGAUAUGAGAUGGAUAAUUUUAGUGAGAAACAAAAUACAUAGUUCAACAAUUUUUGA
Paramecium pentaurelia is the source of this 1644-nucleotide messenger RNA. The record is from the annotation of a GenBank genome assembly. Lineage: Eukaryota; Ciliophora; Oligohymenophorea; Peniculida; Parameciidae.